GAGCCGCCGCCCAGCCCCUCUACGCUGCGCCUCCCGCGGGGCAAAUCCGGACCCCCGAGGCGGGAACCGAGGAGCUCGGCCCACACCCCUAGCUAGGGUACCUGGGAUGGUAGAGCGCGCUGGGGAGGAGGCGCGGAGGCAGAUACAGGCAAGGAGUAAAUCUUGCUGAGCUUGUGAGAGUGAAAGAACUGGCCCCUCAGCUGGGAUCACUCAGAACCUCGAGGCUCCCACACACUAAAAUACCUGCAAGCUUAACCAUGGCAGCCCAGAAUGGAAACACCAGUUUUGCACCCAACUUCAACCUACCCCAAGACCAUGCCUCCCUCCCCUUCAACUUCAGUUACAGUGAUUAUGACCUUCCUCUGGAUGAGAAUGAGGACAUGACCAAGACUCGAACCUUCUUUGCAGCCAAGAUCGUCAUUGGUGUGGCACUGGCCGGCAUCAUGCUAGUGUGUGGUAUUGGCAAUUUUGUCUUUAUUGCUGCCCUUGCCCGCUAUAAGAAGCUCCGCAACCUCACUAACCUGCUCAUCGCUAACCUGGCCAUCUCUGACUUCCUGGUGGCCAUCGUGUGCUGCCCCUUUGAGAUGGACUACUACGUGGUGCGCCAGCUGUCUUGGGAACACGGCCAUGUGCUGUGUGCCUCGGUCAACUACCUGCGUACUGUCUCACUCUAUGUCUCCACCAAUGCCCUGCUGGCCAUUGCUAUUGACAGGUACCUGGCUAUCGUUCACCCCUUGAAGCCACGCAUGAAUUACCAAACCGCCUCCUUCCUGAUCGCCUUGGUCUGGAUGGUGUCCAUUCUCAUCGCCAUCCCCUCAGCCUACUUCACAACCGAAACGGUCCUCUUUAUUGUCAAAAGCCAGGAGAAGAUCUUCUGCGGCCAGAUCUGGCCGGUGGACCAGCAGCUCUAUUAUAAGUCCUACUUCCUCUUCAUCUUCGGCGUGGAGUUCGUGGGCCCGGUGGUCACCAUGACCCUGUGCUACGCCAGGAUCUCCCGGGAGCUCUGGUUCAAGACGGUCCCUGGUUUCCAGACCGAGCAGAUUCGCAAGCGGCUGCGCUGCCGCCGGAAGACGGUGCUGGUGCUCAUGUGCAUCCUCACCGCCUACGUGCUGUGCUGGGCCCCCUUCUAUGGAUUCACCAUCGUGCGCGACUUCUUUCCCACCGUGUUCGUGAAGGAGAAGCACUACCUCACCGCUUUCUACGUGGUGGAGUGCAUCGCCAUGAGCAACAGCAUGAUCAACACCGUGUGCUUUGUCACAGUCAAGAACAACACCAUGAAGUACUUCAAGAAGAUGAUGCGGCUCCACUGGCGACCCUCCCAGCAUGGGAGCAAGUCCAGCGCUGACCUUGACCUCAAAACCAGUGGUGUGCAGGCCACGGAAGAGGUAGACUGUAUCCGGUUGAAGUGAGCCGCUGAGUUUCACAAUUGAAAAAUCAGAAGAUGUACUCAGAGCAGAAGUCACCAAUAACCAAGUUCUCCAGCUGCGUGGGGGAGGGACAGCUGUGUUCAGUCCUCAAAGACCUGGAUACCUGUUGGUCAUUACAUGCCAUGUGAAGAGACACAGUCCACCGCAGCUGACGUUUGCUGAUAGUUGCUCAGCACCUAUUGUGUGCACCAGGCACCAAUGAGAUUAGACCAAUUUAUAGCAACUGACAAUUGACUGAACACCUACUGUGUGUGCACAACACAGAUUAGAUUAGAGAAGGGCAGCAAGAGCUGAUAUUUACUGAUUCCCUUCUGUGUACAUAAAUAUUUAAAUAACAACAAAAUGGCAGAAACUAUUGAAGUCACCAAGCUCUAUCCAGGUAUAUGGACGGCUUCACAGAGCCCACAAAUGACCAGACUCACUCUUCAUCUUCCCUUACUCUGCAUAUCAUCAGAUGGAAUGUCAGAAGGCUAGAGAAUAAGACACUUAGACAUGAUAGAAAUGUUAGGAUAAGGUGGUCAGAAUAUGGGGUUUACAGUGUCAUGGAAAAAGAGUCCUUAACACUACAUUGAACCUUCCCAUCCAAUGCCUACCUUUCUAGGAUAUUUUCUAGGAUUCUGCAAGGAAAGAAUUUGUCUCUUACCCAAGUCAGUGUUUAUCCGUAAUGGUAUGAUUUCAAAAGAAAGAACCAAGAAAUCUCUUUGCACUGAUGUUUGAUGUUUAUCAUUUUGGUUGGGGGAGACAGGGAGUCCUGAAAUAAGGAAAGCAUGAAGUUCCUGGCAUCUUAGUGUAAAGGAUUUCAGGGUCUCUAGUGUCAGGAAGGGGGGAAGGGCCAGUGAAAGAGAUGAUGCUUGCCAUUGGCAAUGAACAUAAUCUAAAUGGACAUUUUGCUAAGAUCAUGACCCCUUUUCUAAAACACCUCCUUGUUUUAAAGAAUGAGCUCUACUAGAAUCCAAAGACCUGAGUUCAAAUCCUAAGACUCGUGUGACCUUGAUAUUUACUAUUUUUGCAUCUGUUUUUCAGUGAAAUAGGAAUGAUGACAAUAUCAUCUCUGCCUAAUUUAUAGAACUAAUGAAGUCAAAGUUUGUGCAAGUGCUUUUCAACAAGUGAUAAGACUGGAUAAGUGAUACCGAGCAAUUUGUUUGGAUAAGGAAAUCCACCCACUGGGGCUAAUUAUGAGAACUACUUUUUAUCCCUAUUCUUUGGACCAGAGGCCCCGGAACUCUUCACCGUGCAGCCUAUCUAAACUGGGAGGGUGGGGAGGCAGGAAUCACUGCUCUCCAUCAUUAUCAGGAAGAUUAACCCCAGCAUCUCAGUGACCUCUGGGCUCUGAGCAUCCCCAUGGUUAGAAGUGUUGAAAACCUUCCUUGCAUGUUUCCAAACAGCACACCCCAGGACUGCAUACUUCUGUUUGUAUUAUAUAGUUGAUGAUUUGUGUACUUGUCCUCAUUUCCUCCUGUUUGGUUUUAAAGCAAAGACUAUAUAAAUGGUUCCUGGUUUGGAAUUGACCCAAAUGACCCCCAUUUAGACAAGUAGUUUCCUAUAGAGAUUUAGUUGUUUGCUUAUGUGUGGGUUUUUUUUUUUUUUUUAAUUAUUGGCUUGUUUGUCCAUCAGUGAAGCUUCAACCAACAUUUUCUUCCAUCACCACCCAGCAGACUCACCUCCAACUCCAUUUACCCUCAGCAAAUACACACUCUACUAUUAGCCUAAGCCAAAUGACAUCAAUUCUGAUUUUACCAAACUGCACAAUGCAUUCUAAAACCAAGCUAGUAAGUAUUGGAGGUUAUCUGCAUUUUUGCAAUUGUUAGUAUUUUUAUUUAUUAUCCUCUGACAGUUCUCCUAGUAAGAAGAUUCUUUAAAGAUAGAUCGUUGUGCAACUGUUUGUGUCAAAAGUACAUGGAGCUGUUCAGAAGCGAGGGGUGCCAAGUGCGAAAACAGAUUGUGAGGAGAGAGUACCCAGGCCCCAGGUCUCUUUUCUUUUUAUCCUAAAAUGCACCAUCUUUCCUUCAUCUCAACUGAACUGAAACACAUUUUGUAAAUAUCAGUGUGUAUUUGUGAUUUUCUAGUGAAUAGAAGGUGUUAUGUGUUGUUAAAGGAAAUAAUUAACAUAUGGAAUCUUAGCCAGAGUGUUUAAGUGUUUUCCCUGCUAAUCUUUUACAUAUGUGAGUGUAUUUAGAUAUAAGUGAAGUGAUAGCCAUCUAAGCAGUUCAAACUUGAAACAGAGAAGGAACUUGUUGAAGACAUUUUUAGAGCACUGGCAGCUCAUGCCAGCAACCAGGCUCAUCUUUGUUUAUAUCCCUCACGCUAACAACCCAGAAGUGUAUCCUUGCAUGCAAAUAAGCAGAGGACCAUUGUCUUUGCCCAUGUUACCCCUGUGUUCAGAUCAUCUUGUUUGUUUAAUGAAAACUUUGCAUGGAGACUAUUAAU
Talpa occidentalis (Iberian mole) is the source of this 3854-nucleotide messenger RNA. It is a transcript of the gene PROKR2, whose product is annotated as prokineticin receptor 2. Gene Ontology annotation, cellular component: membrane. The transcript is spliced from 3 exons. NCBI's taxonomy places the organism in Eukaryota, Metazoa, Chordata, Mammalia, Eulipotyphla, Talpidae. Gene Ontology annotation, biological process: neuropeptide signaling pathway. Gene Ontology annotation, molecular function: neuropeptide Y receptor activity. The record is from RefSeq and is a predicted model, not a curated record. The coding region runs from base 258 to 1409 and encodes 383 amino acids.